AUGCCGAGAGUGCUGCUGUCUGGACUCAUCGGCGUUGUCUCCUGGAAAAGGCCUCUUUCCCUCGUGAUAACCUUUUUCAUGCUGCUCUCUGCGGUGUGUGUAAUGCUGAAUUUGGCUGGUUCAAUUCUCUCCUGUCAGAAUGCUCAGCUAGUCAACUCCCUAGAAGGCUGUCAGUUGAUUAAGUUUGACAGCGUCGAGGUGUGCGUCUGCUGUGAGAUGCAGCACCAGUCGUCCGGCUGCAGCAACCUGGGGGAGACGCUGAAGCUGAACCCGCUGCAGGAGGACUGCAACGCCGUACGGCUGACCUUGAAGGACCUCCUCUUCAGCGUGUGUGCCCUCAACGUGCUCUCCACCAUCGUGUGUGCGCUGGCCACAGCCAUGUGCUGCAUGCAGAUGGUCUCCUCCGACGUCCUGCAGAUGUUCCUUCCCCAAAGGGCACCUUCUGCCAGUCCGGCCUGCGUGACCCCGCACGGCACUGUGCUCCACCAGACCCUGGAUUUUGACGAGUUCGUGCCCCCGCUGCCCCCUCCCCCCUAUUACCCUCCGGAGUACACCUGCACGCCCACCGCCGAGGCCCACAGGGGCCUCCACCUGGACUUUGCUCCCUCUCCGUUCGGCACCCUGUACGGCGUCGCCAUCAACAGCCCCGGCCUGCUCUACCCCGCCGAGCUUCCGCCGCCCUACGAGGCCGUGGUGGGCCCGUCCCCUGCCAGCCAGCUCACGAGUGCAGACCAGCAGGUGACCGAGCCCAGCUCUGGGGACCCGGAGGCCACCACCGGCUUCAGCACACAAGCGCCGGCCGACAGCACGAGCCUCCUGGCCUCCGAGGGUGCUGCUGCCCCGGGCCUCAGCUGCCCAUCUCCUGAUGGCCCCCCUGGCACUCCGCUGCCUGCCCCGCGCCCUGGCCACAUGUCCCCUGAGCGACCCACUCCGGGCAUGCAGGCGCGGCUGGGUCCCAGGCGUGUGGCCCGCUCUGCCAGUGACCCCACGUCAUGCAUGUCCAGGACAGCAGGCGAUGCCUCGGCGCACACCCCCUCCCACUGCCAGGACCUGGAGGCGGGCCUGUCCCGGGCUGCCCUGGGGACUGCUUCCCUGUCUCAUUCUUUCACGGCUGCCUGUGUCGGUGGGCACCAGCUCUCACCCCCCGGGGAGCCAGAUGCCUGGAAAGCGGGCCAGCGGUUAAAGCCAGAGGCCUUACAGACGGUCUCCAAAGAGCGGCCGCACCCUUUAGUGGACAGCAAGGCCUACGCGGACACUAGGGUUUUGGUGGCUAAGUUCUUGGAACAUGCCAGCUGUGCCCUGCCCACUGAGGUGCGGCACGUGGUGGGCUCCGCCCGAUCGGCCAUCCCCCGCGAGGAGCGCCACGUGGAGGAGGCUGUCCUCAGCGCCCGCGUCCUGGAGCAGCUGUGAGGGCACUGCAGGUCUGGGCGUGGAGAGGACAGGCCUGGUGUUGGGGGUCCCUGCCGGGGCACGGGCCUGUGGGGAGGAGCUGCUGUCUGGGAGCAUCUGGGGUGGUUCGGGUGGGACAGCUGUUCCCUCCGUGGCAGGAUCCCAUCAGUGGUGUCCUGGAGGUGAUUCUUCCUGCCUGUCCCAGGGACACAGCAAAUGACUUUCUCGAGCCCCCUGCAACUUCUUUGGUUUUGUUGGCACGUGGCACCUCAAACUCCCAGUGACAGAUGACACUCAAGUAAUUAAGGAAACUGAAGCAUCUUCUACACCGUGGCUGUCAAAGAGCAGGACCCCCCACCCCGAGGUAGUUGAGUGUUUAAGUGACUCAAGGACAUCAAGGAAUGAGACUCGGUUGCUUCCUGUUGCUCCGAGGUCACCCCUUUCUCAGAGGCUGACUUUAUAAAGAAAUUCUAGCGCAGAUGACAGCCUGAGCCCAGCCUUCUGCCCG
This is a messenger RNA of Vicugna pacos (alpaca), 1897 nucleotides long. The record is from RefSeq and is a predicted model, not a curated record. NCBI's taxonomy places the organism in Eukaryota, Metazoa, Chordata, Mammalia, Artiodactyla, Camelidae.